Drosophila persimilis is the source of this 1673-nucleotide messenger RNA. RefSeq names its product transmembrane matrix receptor MUP-4-like. The transcript has 6 exons. Lineage: Eukaryota; Metazoa; Arthropoda; Insecta; Diptera; Drosophilidae. The record is from RefSeq and is a predicted model, not a curated record. Bases 1 to 1662 code for a protein of 553 amino acids. Gene Ontology annotation, molecular function: calcium ion binding.
AUGUAUUCCCCUAUCGAUUCCAGAAGUAUACAUCUAAGUGGUGUACUGAUUGAUACACCUUCAAAAACUAAGCAUAUAACAAAAUUAAGCUCAGCUAGCGCUUGCAAUCCAGUGUGCAAGUCAAAAAAAAAUGAAAUAUGCGUUAUUAUUAGUAAUGGAGAUGAAUCUGUAAGCCAUUGUGCGUGUCGACCAAGUUUUGGGCGCAUAUUUCCGGACCGACCUUGCAAGCCCACAUAUACCUACGAAAUGCAAAUGGAAACUCUCCGGGUUGGAAACUACAUCCUCAAGUUCAACGAUGGGCUUAAAAGUAAUGUGUCAAACGAAUAUCGUCACCUCAGUGGAAUUAUACUAGACGCCGUCGAUCGCAUGAUUAUGCAAUCGGACUUUCGGGACGUUUAUCAUGGAGUGCAAUUAAUUAGCAUUGCUGCUAAUAAGAAAGAUAAUAUCAUUAGUAAAUUCUUGCUGCAGUUGUCUGAGAACAGCGAUCAAAAGCGACUGUCAUCCGUUUUUAAAAAAUAUUUGCGGCAAAGCAACUUUAGUAUUGGAGGCACUGAGUUAUAUACCUCAAAAGAAGGAAUUAAUUCAUUAGAAUUCAAAGAUUUCGACGAAUGUCUUCACGAUAAUUUUCAUGACUGUUCGACCAAUGCUCAAUGCUUUAACUUGGGUGGCAGUUACACAUGCAGUUGCCGGGAUGGUUAUGUAGAUAUAUCUGAUAACGCCAUUUAUCCAGGUAGAAAAUGCUCAGAUAACAUAAUUGGCUGUGAAAAGUGCAAUUACCACGGCAAAUGUAUUAGAACGCCGCUGGAUAAAGUUCUGAAGUUAACUACGGUAUGCCAGUGCUUUCCUUGGUAUGCAGGAACGACAUGCCAACUAAAUCUUAAGAUACUUUUGAUCUGUCUGAUUGCCAUCGGCACAGUUCUGUUUAUUUUGCUCCUGUUUUGCAUAUUAAUUAUACACACAAAGCGUAAGAAUCAGGGCGCUUCCGCAAGUUCCAUGUUUAUUGCAGCAUCAAAUAUACACCCUAGUAUGCUGACAUCAUCUGGAAAAUCUCGAAUUGUGGAAUAUAUAAAUGAUUCCAAUAGCGAAUCAAGUUAUAGCUCAGGAUCUAUUUUGCAUAAGAAAGGACAUGGGGUGAAAAGGUCGAAAAUGAAAUCGAAAGUGGAAGUGCUUACAAAAACAAAUUUAGCCAACAAAUGCAAAGUUACUUCAAUACGGAAUAUGUAUGACGUACUUGAUUUAAGUGAAGCAAUUGAAGAACACGACAUUCCAUCAUAUAACAUGGAUGAAGGUGUUGCUGAUACAGACCAAGCCGAUCGUUCUCUCACCUUUAUGAUACCACGUGCUAAAUUCCGCCAACCGUAUAUUUUAAAAAAUUUUCAACUGAAUAAUAAUCUAACCUUGGAAAAAAAAGAAACACAAGGAGAUUUGCAUAAAAAGGAGGGCUUGGAAUAUCGAUCUGUUUUUAUCGAUAGGUCAAAGCAGCUUUUAAAAAAAAUUGAACAUUCCGCUCAAGAACGCAUCACACCCACUAGUGCAUUAGUUUCUGCUGGCUAUGAAGUCUCUGCUAUUGUAAACGAUUCCUGCGCCGCACCUGGCAAAGUCGUAUCAACCAUGACUGUUGAUAUAAAAUCCCAACAGAAUGUAAAACUAGAUUCUGAGUAGAUUCGAUUAAC